This is a messenger RNA of Solea senegalensis (Senegalese sole), 3761 nucleotides long. It is a transcript of the gene polg, whose product is annotated as polymerase (DNA directed), gamma. Gene Ontology annotation, molecular function: DNA binding; 3'-5' exonuclease activity; DNA-directed DNA polymerase activity. NCBI's taxonomy places the organism in Eukaryota, Metazoa, Chordata, Actinopteri, Pleuronectiformes, Soleidae. Gene Ontology annotation, biological process: mitochondrial DNA replication. Gene Ontology annotation, cellular component: gamma DNA polymerase complex; mitochondrion. The coding region runs from base 159 to 3761 and encodes 1200 amino acids. The record is from RefSeq and is a predicted model, not a curated record. The transcript is spliced from 23 exons.
GUUGUCCUGCUUCAGAAGCCUGUGGAGUCGCUGAGAUGUUGACAUGCUGAAGCAUCAGCCUCAUGUCCUGUGGUGAGGUGACGCUGUGUUAUUGUUUGAUAACUUAAAAUUACUCAAGAUAACACAACAACGCUCUGCUGUGAAGUCCCCAUGAGGUGAUGCUGCAUGUGUUUCGCUGUCCUCUGCAGAGGCAUCUCAUCUCUCCACAAUGGACAUGCCUGCGCUCCCUGCUUUCCACCAAGCCUCACUCCCUUCAAGACAAGGGCUCCACAGAGACCCGUCGGAAUCCCCUCAACAUUCAGAUGCUGUCAAAGAACCUCCAUAAGCAAAUCUUCCAAGGACAGGAACCAGAAUACAGAGAGGAAGAUGUGGAGCGCGGCAUCAGGCAUUUACAAAAACACCAACUGUGGGGGAAAGAAACGUCACUGUUGCCAGACGUCGAGCUGAAACUUCCUCAGAUGUAUGGCAAAAACAUCGAUGAACACUUCCGUGUCCUGGCCCAGAAUCAGAGCCUUCCAUACCUUGAGGCUGCCAUUGACCUGCAGCAGGCCGAGCUCCCUCCCAUGCCACAGGAGUGGAAGUGGGAAGUUGGCUGGACGCGCUAUGGGUCCGAUGGGGAGAGUCAGAGGGUGGACUUCCCAGAGGAGUCAGCUCUGGUGUUUGAUGUGGAGGUGUGCAUGUCAGAGGGACGGUGUCCCACAAUGGCGGUCGCUCUGUCUCCCACUAACUGGUAUUCCUGGUGCAGUAAGCGUCUGAUUGAAGAACGAUACUCCUGGUCAAAUCAGCUGACGCUUGCUGACCUCAUACCACUUGAGACACCGACAAACUCUGUCUACCCUCCGAGAGGCCUGUGGAAAAACAGGCUAAUCGUCGGCCAUAAUGUCAGUUUUGACCGAUCAUUCAUCAAGGAGCAAUACUUACUCAAGGGUUCAAAGGUGCGCUUCAUGGAUACCAUGAGUCUUCAUAUGGCCAUAUCAGGACUGACUGGGUUCCAGCGCACACUGUGGAUGGCCAGUAAGAUGGGCAAGAAGCGGGGUCUUCAGGAGGUCAAGGAACACAUUAAAAAGACUGGACAAAAAAGAGAGGGCACAAUGGUCGGCUCAUGGGACUGGGUGAAUAUCAGCAGCAUUAAUAACCUCGCUGAUGUCCACUCACUGUAUGUUGGAGGGCCACCACUGAAGAAAGAGGCCAGAGAGAUAUUUGUCAAGGGUACCAUGAUGGAUGUCAGGAACAACUUCCAGGAGUUGAUGCAGUAUUGCGCCAUGGAUGUUGAGGCCACACACCAAGUCUUCCUAGAACAGCUGCCUCUCUUCAUGGAAAGGUGUCCUCAUCCAGUGACCUUUGCAGGCAUGCUGGAAAUGGGCGUGAGCUACCUGCCUGUCAAUCAAAACUGGAAUCGAUACCUGGAAGAUUCCCAAGACAUUUAUGAAGAGCUGCAGAGGGAGAUGAAGAAAUCUCUGAUGACCCUGGCAGACGACGCCUGCCAACUGCUGCAGGAUGAGAGAUACAAAGAUGACCCGUGGCUUUGGGAUCUGGAGUGGGACGUGCAGGAGUUCAAGCAGAAGAAAGUAACAGCCAGCAAGAAGAAACAGUUGAAAAAAUCAGCUGAAACAGAAGUUAAUCCUCCUCCUCCUCCAGAAACGGAAGAAGAUCCAGGUCCACCAUCUGAAGAGGAGAUGGCAAAUGCUCACCCCAGCAGACUGGCUGUGGAGAAACUGAAGGAAACAGUAAGCCGACUUCCUAAGAGAAGGCAACAUCUGCCUGGACAUCCUGGGUGGUAUCGUAAGCUGUGUGAGAAGAUGUCAGAGGAGGAGAGCUGGUCACCUGGAGCCAGCCUGAUCAGCCUACAGAUGAGACUGACGCCGAAGCUGAUGGGUCUGACAUGGGAUGGAUUCCCUCUGCAUUACUCAGAGAAACAUGGAUGGGGCUAUCUGGUACCUGGACGUAGGGACAACCUUGAUUCUCAGGAGGAAGACACUGGACCUGUGUGCCCACACAGAGCUAUUGAGAGCGUUUACAGAGAGUAUUGUGAGCAGAACAGCAAAGAGCGUCCUCAGGAUCUGGACUCCAGUCUUCCAGAUGAUCUCAUGUUGACUGACAGCGCAGUAUGGUCAAAGGUGGAGGAGUUGGGUUCCCUGGAGAGUUUGACGGAAGAUAUUGAAGUUAAAAUGAUGAGACCUGGGGAAAGGACCAGAGUAAAAAAACAUGCUGAUUCCCCUAAUGUCCCUGAGCAUAGCCAGUGCCAUUAUCACCAUGGAAACGGUCCAUAUAAUGACGUAAAUAUCCCAGGGUGCUGGUUUUUCAAAUUACCUCACAAGGACGGUAAUCAAAACAACGUCGGCAGUCCUUUUUCAAAAGACUUUCUGGCCAAAAUGGAGGACGGAACACUCGGGGCAGGACGGAGUGGAACGAAUGCCACUCGAGCUCUGGAGAUCAACAAAAUGAUGUCCUUCUGGAGGAAUGCCCAUAAACGUGUCAGCUCUCAGAUGGUGCUGUGGCUGCGUAAAGGAGAGCUUCCACGCACCGUUGUCAGAAACAAAGAAUUUGAUGAAGAGGGCCAGUAUGGUGCCAUAUUACCUCAGGUCGUAACUGCUGGAACAGUAACACGUCGGGCUGUGGAACCAACAUGGCUGACUGCCAGUAACGCUCGGCGGGACCGAGUAGGCAGCGAGCUGAAGGCCAUGGUGCAGGUGCCACCCGGGUAUCACCUGGUUGGAGCAGAUGUCGACUCUCAGGAGCUGUGGAUUGCUGCAGUUCUAGGAGAGGCUCACUUUGCUGCCAUGCACGGUUGUACAGCAUUUGGCUGGAUGACCCUUCAGGGGAAGAAGAGCCAGGGCACGGACCUGCACAGCCGCACUGCAGAUGCUGUGGGUAUCAGCAGAGAGCAUGCAAAGGUGUUCAACUAUGGACGCAUCUACGGAGCAGGACAACCCUUUGCAGAGAGGCUGCUCAUGCAAUUCAACCACCGUCUCAGUCAGGUUGAAGCUGCCAGCAAGGCCAGGCAGAUGUAUGCCUUAACCAAGGGUAUACGCAGAUACAAUCUGUCAGAGGAGGGUGAGUGGCUGGUCAAAGAGCUGGAUAUAGAGGUGCAUAGGGAGGAAAAUGGAAGUGUCUCCCUGCAGGAGUUGAGGAGGAUUUCUAGACUGGCUUCAAGUUGCUCGAGGCGAAAGAGGUGGGACAUAGUGGGAAAACGUCUGUGGGCUGGAGGAACUGAAUCGGACAUGUUCAAUAAGCUGGAGAGUAUCGCUCAUUCAGCACAGCCGGCCACUCCUGUCCUGGGCUGCAGAAUUAGCCGAGCACUGGAGCCAAAGGCAGUUAAGGAUGAGUUUAUCACCAGCAGAGUGAACUGGGUGGUCCAGAGCUCAGCGGUGGACUACCUUCAUCUGAUGCUGGUGGCCAUGAAGUGGCUCUUUGAGGAGUACAACAUCGACGGCCGCUUCUGCAUCAGCAUCCAUGACGAGGUGCGGUACCUCGUCCGCAGUGAAGACCGCUACCGGGCGGCGCUCGCACUUCAGAUCACAAACCUACUCACGAGGAGUGCAUUUGCCCAUGCCUUAGAUAUGCAGGACCUUCCUCAGUCAGUAGCUUUCUUCAGUGCAGUUGACAUUGACCAGUGUCUGAGGAAGGAGGUCACCAUGGACUGUGUGACUCCCUCUAACCCCACGGGUCUGGAACGCAGAUAUGGUCUCUCGCCUGGCGAAGCCUUGGACGUCUACGAAAUCAUCAACAUCACUAAAGGCUCACUGAACAAAGAAAGAUAG